AUGCCACACGAUACGGUUUACGGAUUUCCGCCCGAGGCAUUUGACACAUCGCGUCUCCCUGACAUCGAUCGGGAGUUUCUCGAGCCGCAUGAGAUAGAGGCCUUCGAAAAGGCCCUCCAGGCGCCUGACCCAUUGCACAGCCCGGCUGACGACGCGGGCGAACUCAGGUCACCCCGGAGCGGCGCCGGCACCGUCACUCUCACGAAGCGAAACUCGCAAGUCCUGGACGAUGUGGACGAGGGCGACAAUGCAGACGCAAUUGCCGCCGCGGCCGCAGCCGCUGGAGGUGAUCUCCCCGAGCCGACGGGCACACCGGCCCAGGGAACCUUCUUCACAGCCCAGAACGACUGGGCGCCCGUAAACUCAUCCUUGUACAGGCGUCGCAGAUCGUCCAAGAAACUCAGACAUCGGAAAGGCGCUGGGAAAGCUGUCCAAGGGCUGCUCGGCACCCGAACCAAGGAUGAGACCAGGGAGGGCUACCUUUACCAACUGUCCAAGUGGCCGCUGUUAUUGUUUGUGUUUGCGUGGCUGACGGGCCUGGCAAUUGCGUACCUCUCGACGAGAUGGUACAUUUGGGUGUACGAGCAUUUCUUUGCCUGGCGUGGCCGACGAGAGACACUUAGGAGGAACAUGCGCCGGGCCUCGACCUACACGGAGUGGGUUGCGGCCGCCAGGGAGUUGGACGCGUUUCUGGGGCGGCAGAGUUGGAGGGAGGAGAAUGAAUUCGCCUACUACGAUUCGAAGACGGUCAAGCGCGUGUGGGAUCAGUUGAAGAAGCUGAGGACCAAGGCCGAGGCACAGGAGGCCAGGGGUGCGCGGCCGAAUGGCGAGCACAAGACCGCCGUGGAGGAUCUCAAAGCCUUGGUGGAAGCGUGCGUCAAGAACAACUUUGUUGGCGUGGAGAAUGCAAGGCUGUACAGCCAGACGUACUACGGGACAAAGAACCUGGUGCAGAACUUCAUCGACGAAGUGGAGAGGAGCAUCAAGCUGCUGCUGCGAACCAAGCAGUUGGGGACCGAGGAGAAGCGCCUGCUCUUCAAGCACGCCUAUGCAAACUACGGCCGUACCGCGCUGUGUCUCUCGGGGGGUGCCGGCUUCGCCUAUUACCACCUGGGUCUGGUCAGGGCGUUGCUGGACGCGGAUCUGCUCCCGGACGUCAUCACAGGCACGAGCGGCGGCGCCCUCAUAGCAGGGCUCGUGGCCACGAGGACAAACGACGAGCUCGAGAAGCUUCUGGUCCCGGCGCUGUCGCAGCGCAUCAAUGCCUGCCGCGAGCCGGCGACGGUCUGGCUGCCGAGGUGGUGGAAGACGGGGGCGCGCUUCGACUCUGUCGACUGGGCCCGACGAUGCAGCUGGUGGACUCGAGGCUCGAUGACGUUCCGGGAGGCGUACGAGCGGACCGGCCGCAUUCUCAACGUCACCUGCGUCCCUGCAGACCCUCACUCUCCCACCAUUCUGUGCAACUACCUCACCUCGCCCGACUGUGUCAUCUGGUCCGCGGUCCUCGCGUCCGCCGCCGUCCCGGGCAUCCUCAACCCCGUGGUCCUCAUGAUGAAGCUCCGGGACGGCACGCUCGCGCCCUACUCGUUCGGCCACAAAUGGAAAGACGGUUCUCUGCGGACCGACAUCCCCAUCAAGGCGCUCAACACCCACUUCAACGUAAACUUCACCAUUGUCAGCCAGGUCAAUCCCCACAUCAACCUGUUCUUCUUCUCGUCCCGUGGCUCUGUAGGCCACCCAGUGACUCACCGCAAGGGCCGCGGGUGGCGCGGCGGCUAUCUCAUGUCCGCCUUCGAGCACUACCUCAAACUCGACAUGAACAAGUGGUUGAAGUUUGUGCGCCACGCAGAACUCCUCCCCCGUCCCCUGGGCCAAGAUUGGAGCCAGCUGUGGCUACAGGAAUUCAGCGGCACAGUCACCAUUUGGCCAAAGUCUGUCCCGAGCGACUUUUACUACUUACUGUCGGACCCCGACCCCAGCAGGCUUGCACGGAUGCUGCACCAGGGACAGCAGAGCGCGUUCCCCAUGUUGAAGUUUGUGGCGAACAGGCUGAAGAUUGAGCGGCUGGUGGAACAGGGGAGGAGGGAGACCAGGCCGUGGGCGAGGAGAGGCAGUCUUCAAGCCGUCAUCAGUGAGGAGGAUCUGAGGAGUUUGCUGGUCGGGGAGACGGCGGGGGUGACGACGGAGGAGGAUACGGACGCGGAUGGGGAGGAGGCCAUUACUUUGACUGCUGUGGAGGAAUAG
Molecule: messenger RNA, 2244 nt
Organism: Metarhizium album ARSEF 1941
Lineage: Eukaryota; Fungi; Ascomycota; Sordariomycetes; Hypocreales; Clavicipitaceae
Product: lipid particle protein
Exons: 2
Coding region: 1-2244 (747 amino acids)
Biological process (GO): lipid metabolic process
Molecular function (GO): triacylglycerol lipase activity
Source: RefSeq, a predicted model, not a curated record